CCUGAAUGGGAUAUAGACACAGGUCCUCCGUCACUAACUGAGGUUACUAAAGCUGUCACCAAUCUGAAACUAGGCAAAGCAGCGGGACCUGAUGGAAUGACUCCAGAGGUAUUUAAGUACGGUGGAGACAGCUUACUGUCCGGAUUAACUGAGGUACUAGGCAGCGUCUGGGAAUCAGAAGAAGUCCCAUCGGGUUGGUGUAAGUCACUGAUUAUCCCCAUAUACAAGAAGGGAGACAAGUCUUCCUGUGAUAAUCACAGAGGGAUUAGCUUGACUAAUAUAGUAUCUAAAGUCUUAGGCUCAAUAAUCAUGCGUAGACUGAGUGGUGCUCGGGAAGCACAAACACGAGAGAGCCAGGCAGGCUUUAGACCAGGAAGAGGGUGUAUUGAUCAUAUCUUCACCCUCCGACAGAUUCUAGAACAUAGGCAUUCCUACCGGCGUCCAACAGUCAUUAUAUUUCUUGACCUAAAGGCAGCAUUCGACUCUGUCGAUCGGGAAGUUCUCUGGAGAUGCUUGGCUGUAAAGGGAAUUCCGAGAAAAUAUAUUGCACUGAUUAAGGCACUCUACUCGUACUCAUACAGCCAGGUGAGGGCUUACGGCGAGCUGUCAUCUGAACUGAUGACGACCAGUGGUGUCCGUCAAGGAUGCCCAUUAUCUCCUUUUCUAUUCAACUUCAUCAUAGAUGUGUUAAUGGACUUAACCCUAGGUGACUUCAGCGACUCAGGGAUUGACUUGCUACCGGGAAUAAUCUCGUUGACUUGGAAUAUGCAGACGAUAUAGUCCUUCUAGGCGAAGACGCUGACGAAAUGCAGAGUCUUCUAAACACCUUGAGCCGCAAUCUACGAAUGUUUGGCAUGCGAUUCGCUCCCGCCAAAUGCAAGAUGAUGUUACAGGACUGGACUACAUCGACGCCUAGUUUAAAAAUAGGAAGUGAAGUGGUAGAGCACGUUGACCGCUUCACUUAUUUGGGAAGUACCAUCAGCCCCCAACGGGCUGAUCUCUGACGAAAUCUCAGCACGAAUACAAGGGGCUCGUUUCGCAUUUGUUAGUUUACGCCGACUCUGGCGUAGACGAGAUGUUCGACUAUCGACCAAAGGGCGGGUGUACUGCUCAUCAGUCCGCUCCGUCCUCCUUUAUGGUUGUGAGACCUGGCCACUGAGAGUGGAAGACAUGAAAAGACUAGCUGUCUUUGAUCAUAGGUGCCUGCGUUCUAUUUCCCGUGUAAAGUGGCAUAAUAAGGUGAGCAACAUUGAGGUUAGGCGUAGAGUUCUAGGUAAACAGGGGAAAUCAAUCGACGAAGUCGUGAAGCUACAAAGACUGAGAUGGUUAGGACAUGUGUUACGUAUGCCAAGCCAUCGCCUCCCUCGACGAGCAAUGUUAGCGGAUAUAGGGUCAGGCUGGAAAAAAGCUAGCGGCGGUCAAACAAAAACUUGGCAUCAGUCAAUGAAAUCCACAACAGUUGGUCUAAGCCACGUAGGAAGGUGUAGACUUCCAGGCUGGGGUCCUCGGGACGGUAAAAAUCUAUGGUUGGAAACAAUUGGUGACAUGGCUCAAAAUCGUUCUCAGUGGCGCAGAUGCAUCCACUCCUUGUGACUUAUGAUCUCCAAUGAAACUGUUUU
Trichobilharzia regenti is the source of this 1619-nucleotide messenger RNA. Lineage: Eukaryota; Metazoa; Platyhelminthes; Trematoda; Strigeidida; Schistosomatidae. The record is from the annotation of a GenBank genome assembly.